GACAUAUACUCACAUUCACCAUGUCCUACAACAAAGUUCAAGACUACGAUUUUGAAAAGUUCCCCAUCGACUUGAAGGCGUAUAAGCCUCUUGCCCUGGACCCGUCCAAGGAUAAGAAGCUGUCUGCGGAACAGAAGGCUCACCUGCAAGCCAACAUCCAGCUCUUACGAGACACCAUCAUCUUCUUCACUGCCACCGGCGCUGCGCGAGGCGCUGCUGGACACUCUGGUGGACCUUAUGACACUGUCCCAGAAGUAGCCAUUCUGCUCUCAUUCCUUGCUGGAGAUAAAGAUGGAUCCAAGUUCUACGACACCUUUUUCGACGAAGCUGGUCACCGUGUUGCUACUCAAUACCUUCUGUCCGCCCUCGAUGGGGCGAUUCCUGUAGAGCAGCUGCUGCAUUACCGAGCUGCCAACUCAAAGCUUCCCGGUCACCCAGAGCUCGGCUUGACACCCGGUGUCAAGUUCUCCUCCGGUCGAUUAGGACACAUGUGGCCUUUGGUCAAUGGUGUCGCUAUGGGAAACCCUGACAAGGUCGUUUUCUGUCUCGGCUCGGAUGGUUCAGAACAGGAAGGAGAUGAUUCCGAGGCUGCCCGUCUCGCCGUCGCCAAGAAUCUCAACGUCAAGCUCUUUAUCGACGAUAACAAUGUGACCAUUGCUGGACAUCCCUCCGACUACCUCAAAGGGUACAGUGUCAAAACCACUUUGGAGGGACACGGGAUGAAGGUCCUAGAGGUGGACGGAGAGGAUCUUGACGCUCUGUAUCCCGCCAUGGUCGAAGCCGUGACCACACAUGGACCAUUCGCCGUCGUAGCCAAGCGAAAGAUGGCCGUCGGCAUCCCCGACCUCGAGGGCAGUCCUCACGCCCACGAUGUGAUCAAAGUGGAACCCGCGAUCAAGUAUCUCGACAGUAAGGGCCACAAGAAAUGCGCAGCCAUUCUUCGCGCCAUCAAGCCCACCGAGAGCUCGGACAUCCUGCUUGGCAGUACUAAGGAACGCGGCGCCGUCCGAGUCCAAUUCGGCGAGGCGGUCAGCACUGUGCUCGACAAGUCUGGCAAGGAUGAGAAUGCCAAGCGGGUUUGCGUCAUUGACUCGGAUCUCGAGGGAUCGACUGGGCUGAGCGUCAUUCACAAGAAGCAUCCUGAGGUAUUUGUCUCGAGUGGAAUUAUGGAGAGAGGCAACUUUUCAGCUGCGGCCGGUUUCGGAGCGUACAAUGAUUACCGUCAGGGCGUCUUCAGUACCUUUUCCGCCUUCUCCGAAAUGAUCAUCUCCGAACUCACCAUGGCCCGUCUCAACUUUGCGAACGUGCUCACCCACUUUUCGCACUCGGGUGUGGACGAAAUGGCCGACAAUACUUGUCACUUUGGUAUCAAUCAAUUCUUCCUGGACAAUGGACUGGAGGAUAGCUACGAGACCAAGUUGUACUUCCCAGCUGAUGCAGACCAAAUGGACGCCAUCAUUGACAAAGUCUUCUAUGACAAGGGCAUCCGAUUCGUCUUUUCUACCCGAGCCAAGGUGCCUUGGAUUCUCAAAGAAGACGGAUCCAAAUUCUUCUCUGGCGACUACAAGUUUGUUCCCGGAAAGGACGAGGUGAUCCGGAAGGGUACCGCAGGUUACAUUGUCUCGUAUGGAGACAUGCUCUACCGAUCCUUGGACGCCGUUGAGCGGCUAAAGAAGGAAGGUGUUGAUGUAGGACUGAUCAACAAGAGCACUCUCAACGUUGUCGAUGAGCAGAUCAUCAAAGAAAUUGGAUCAUCGCCAUUCGUCCUUGUCGUUGAGAGCUUGAACCAACGAACCGGACUGGGAAGCAAAUACGGUACUUGGCUCCUUGAGCGAGACCUGCACCCGCGAUACGGCUACAUGGGUACAAACAAGGAGGGUUGUGGCGGAUUAGGCGAGCAAAUUCCGUACCAAGGGCUGGCUCCGGGAGAUAUCUUGUUGAAGGCCAAGCAGUUGAUGAAGUGAAAAGGGUUAUCGUAGACGAAUGCAUCGAGAUGACGAAUA
Molecule: messenger RNA, 2003 nt
Organism: Kockovaella imperatae
Lineage: Eukaryota; Fungi; Basidiomycota; Tremellomycetes; Tremellales; Cuniculitremaceae
Product: putative transketolase
Exons: 12
Coding region: 21-1964 (647 amino acids)
Molecular function (GO): catalytic activity
Source: RefSeq, a predicted model, not a curated record